AUGCUCCUCCAGGCCCGUGGUACGAAGAAAAGGCUGCUCGAUCGGCGUCUCAGUUUUUGCGCCAUCCGCUUGAAGGGGACUGUCAGAAAUUCAUAUGCCCGGCGCCGGAUACACCUGGACGCGGGAACACAACUUGGUUAUAGAGCCCAGCCUCUAGAGGCGAUACAAGGGGAGUGGACAUAA
Heterobasidion irregulare TC 32-1 is the source of this 183-nucleotide messenger RNA. RefSeq lists its product as uncharacterized. The record is from RefSeq and is a predicted model, not a curated record. NCBI's taxonomy places the organism in Eukaryota, Fungi, Basidiomycota, Agaricomycetes, Russulales, Bondarzewiaceae. Bases 1 to 183 code for a protein of 60 amino acids. The transcript has a single exon.